GCCUGACCAUCAGGAUGCUGCAAUGGUCAUAAGUGGGGGAAAAUGGUCCUAAGUCACUUUUUUGAGUGCCAUUGUAACUUUGACCGGUCACUAAACAAACUUACGUCGAAGACUACCUGUAUCCAGCUCGACAAACUAGUCUUCAGCAGCACACCUGCAUGGUCAGAUUCAGUAAAAAAAAAAAAAGCUAUUCAGAUCUGGAUUGAUUGAUUGAUUGAUUUAACAUUGAGCCUCUAAUACAGUUUUGGGCCAAUCUGGUUCACUUGUAGAAUUUGCUGCUGGUAUCUUAUCCAUCACCAACUGAUUAUUUAGAUUCUUCUGAAUUUUUUUGGGGGGGGGAUCAUGAAAGGUGGCUAUUGUUUGUAUACAUUUGCGUGAAUGGUGGAUUGUUGAUUCGGGCUGGAAAUUCCAAUUUUUUUUUUAAUCUGUCUAUUGGGGCUGCAAUGGAUCUUCACUGGCAGAAUGCAAUUAUUCAGCUUCAGCAAGCAUACUAAUUAUUGCGUUGGCUGCAUGCAUGUUGCACCAAUCUUGCUUAUGCAAUAUUUCCGGAGGAGAGGUGCAACUUGCUCAUUCACAUACAUAAUGUAUUUAGAAAAGGGGUACACAGGGCCUGCCAGGAACUGCUGCAUUCCAAGUCCCAUCUGUUGUGAUUCCUCACCCGGCAGCUGUAGCCUAAAACCACAUGGCCAGUGAUCAAAGAUGAAGAGUGUUGUUAUCCCUUACCUAUUUUAUAAGAGUUGGCUAUGAUUACCUAUUUUGUUAUCCCUUACCUAUUUUGUAGGAGUUGGCUAUGAUUCAGCAGAUUUGAAGUAUCUUUCAAAGCUUCAAUUGACAAUACAAUUGCUAACUUGAAAAAAAUAAAUAACCUAUUUUGCAAAGGUGGGUAGUAUAACCUUCAGGGCUAUAUGCAAUUUUUGUGCUUCUCGUCUCCACCUACCCCAUGUAUAGAAUAAUUCAUACAUGGAACAGUUAGCAUAUCUAAUUAUUGCCAUUCUCAUGGUAGCCUUUGCUGCCUUCUGCAAAAAUAUUAAGGCCAGUCCCAGCCACUCAAAUUUUACCCUUCCUGUCAUGGUUUCAGUCUUAUGUUGAAUAAUUCCACAAAGUAUUCUAGUUAGCAAUAUAAGUACGUGCGCUGGAUAUAUGCCAAGCUUAGUCAUGGGUUGCUCUGUGCUACUUUGCUGAAUGCUUCGUAGGGUUCAGAUUUUUCACUACGCAAUCAUAUAUUACAAACUAUAUCAAGUUCACAUAACAUACUGAACCAAGCAUAGCUUAGUAUCCCUAAUCUGUUACAUUAUCUUAAGAACUGUUGGGACUUGUACUUGGUAUAGUUUGAUCUGUUGAUUUUUGCCCAUUUUUUUUUCCAGGAAUGUAGACUGUUUAUAAUCUUUUGUGAGAACUACUUUGAAAUUGGAUGCAUUGCAUAGUAAAUGACAUGACUCAUGCAUUUAUAGAUCCUGAUCCAGUUGGAGAUCAGUUCAAUUUUUUUUUUUGUUAAGUCAACAAACUCCAAUUUUAAUUAUUUUUUUAUUGAAAAAUUGAAGUGGAGCCUUUUGUCUACUGCUACUGUGGCCCAGUGACCUUAGGUUUAUGAGGAAAGGUUCCCUGACGGGCUGUUUCCUAUAAGUGAAUCGUGGUGUAUUAAUGUUUAAUAGAGCAAUUGGAAUGGGCUGGGACAUCCAAAUUGGUGGGAGGUUCCCUUGUGGAGUAUCAGGGUGAUUAUUCACAGAAAUCCAGAGAAGUGUUAAGAAUUGGAGGAAGAUGGAAUGGAAGCAAGCAGAGGGGAGAAGGACCUGGUGAGAAGGAGUCAGAAAAAGGAAGAAAGAUGGAAUAGAAGCAACAAGGCUUCCAGAAAACUAGGACAGUGAGAGAACAGGAAGAAAUUUGGAGAAUGGUAGUCAUUUUGUAGUGGAGCUAAAAAGAGACUAAAGGUAAAAAAGAAACCAAUACACUUUAAAAUUUGUUGUGAGUGGAGGUGGACUUCAUGAGUGCACAAGUCUGGAUGUCUUUCCUUGGUCUUUGGUCUACUAAAGCAAGAAGGUCUGGAGAGUGAGAAGGACCCAUUGGAUUUUCUUCACUCAAAACUAAUUGGUCUGAGAAGCUUUAGGAGCAGAUUGGCCUGAGAAGAACCAAAAGCAACAGGAGGUGGUCCUUACCUGUUCUUCAUCUGGUGUCUUUUGCCCUAAUCCUUCCGGUUGCAAAGAUGGAUGAGUUGCUGGCUGUGAAAAUUGGCUGCCUGGUAGGAGUGCUGCUUAUCACUCUUAUUUGCGGCCUCAUCCCAGCCCAGAUCAAGUGGUUCCAUAUCAACAUGGCCAGAGGGAAGCAUCGGCGCAUCCUCAGUUUUAUUGGCUGCUUCGCUGCUGGGGUCUUCCUUGGUGCUUGCAUUAUGCACAUGGUGGCUGAUGCUCUGGGAGACAUUGACACAGAAAUAAGAAAACGACUGCACGUGGAGAGUGCCAGACAUAAAGAAAAUAGCACCCACACACAAACGGAUAAUGAUUCAGAGCUGUACCCAUACGGAGAGCUCAUAAUUUCAUUGGGCUUCUUCCUGGUGUUUUUUAUCGAAAGCAUGGUGCUCCACUGUUGCCCCCAAGCUGUUCACUCACAUGGCAACAAUGAAAAUCAUGAGGAUCACAAGGAGCUCCCACCUUCUCACAGUUCCUUCCGGGCAUUUAUACUCUUCCUGUCACUGUCCUUUCAUUCAGUCUUUGAAGGACUUGCCAUUGGUGUGCAAAAAGAGGCCACAGACACCAUCCAACUUUGCCUGGCCGUGCUCAUCCACAAAGCCAUCAUGAGUUUCAGCUUGUCUUUGAAGCUGGUGCAGAGUAGCACUAGGCUCCAAUGGAGGAUGCUCUACCUGGUGGUCUUUGCUCUGAUGUCUCCUAUCGGUAUCAGCGUGGGCAUCGGCGUCUCUCUUUUCAAUGGGGAUGGUAGCGGUCUGGCUCAAGCAGUCCUUGAAGGGGUGUCAGCAGGAACUUUUCUCUAUAUCACAUUCCUGGAAAUUCUUCCUUACGAGCUGAGUUCACAUGAAAGCCCUCUCAUCAAGUUCCUUUUUAUCAGCCUAGGCUUCUCUAUAAUGGCUGUCAUUGCCAUUUGGGCAUGAAACAUUGCUCAUGCUAAGGAACCUGGGAAACCUGCCUUCCAGGCUACCCAUCAGCCAUUGUCGAUACACGGACCUGUUCAUUUUUGUCUUCUCUGGCACUUUGUGUUGUGGACACUUAAUGCCGCUUAUGCCACCAUACUUGCCUUGAGUGCUACGACAAAAAUGUAGUAAGAAGAGAAACCUAUAACAAUCCUCCAAGGAAGUACAAGAGAAAACUCAGAGAUCUAGAUAAAAAUAGUUGACCAUGACAAAUGAAGACCUCAGAUGGACUCAUUUUCACUUCCUGAGCUACUGGAAGGCUGUAAUUCAAUCUUCUCAGUCACUUGUCUUCCAUAAAACUGAAGACUGUAGAGUAAAACAAAACAUUAACAAGAACAAAAAAACCAAAAUGGAAGAAGCAGAGCUUUCUGCAGUGGAGGUAAAUGAUGAAAACAGUGUUGUAUUGUCUCAACACAAGUGCCACCUGUAUCUACAUGUGUCAUGCUGCUGGAUGGAUGCACGAAAGGGGCAUAGCUACUACUAUCAUAAUUCUGUGAAACAUCUUGAAAACAUCUCUGAGAAGAAGGCAAUAACUACUAUCUUAUUAUUGCUAAGUCCAUGACUUUGCUGGAAGAAUAUUUAAGGGUUGGGAAUGGGAUGUAAACAAAAAAUUGAAUGGCCCCUUCCUUUUUUAGGAAGUCAAAUAAAGAGAAGACAGGCCAUUAUACCUGGAAUGAGAAAAGGAAAGGUAAAGGAAAUGUUAAUUCGAUAUACUUUAAAAAAUAACACAAAAAACAUUUUCUGGUAAACAUUGCUUCUGUAAUUAAACAUAAGGACAUA
This is a messenger RNA of Crotalus tigris (Tiger rattlesnake), 3919 nucleotides long. RefSeq names its product solute carrier family 39 member 2 (gene SLC39A2). Gene Ontology annotation, cellular component: plasma membrane. The transcript is spliced from 4 exons. The record is from RefSeq and is a predicted model, not a curated record. Lineage: Eukaryota; Metazoa; Chordata; Lepidosauria; Squamata; Viperidae. Gene Ontology annotation, biological process: zinc ion transmembrane transport. Bases 2201 to 3100 code for a protein of 299 amino acids. Gene Ontology annotation, molecular function: zinc ion transmembrane transporter activity.